Messenger RNA from Cannabis sativa, 3756 nucleotides. RefSeq lists its product as uncharacterized. The record is from RefSeq and is a predicted model, not a curated record. The transcript has a single exon. Lineage: Eukaryota; Viridiplantae; Streptophyta; Magnoliopsida; Rosales; Cannabaceae. The coding region runs from base 325 to 3756 and encodes 1143 amino acids.
GCUAAAAAAACAAAAAAACAAAAAAAAAAUUGUGCAUAAAAUAUUUUCAUAAACUUUUUAGUGUAAACCCAAUUGUGUAAUGGUAAAAGUGGUACAAACUGAGAUCAUUCUGUCUAAGAAAGAUUGGCUUUAAAGGUUUGUGAUAGAGUACCCUCUACACUUUCUAGCAACCCCGGGGAGUUCUAGUAAAAGUGUGGGACGAAGCGGUACCUUGGCAACCUUCCCAAUCGGCCUGGGAAUAUCUUGUGUGAAUACCCUUGCAUUAUUACAUAGUUGUAAUUUACAUUAUUUAACAAGUGAAAAUACACAAAAAAAAAAAAGUGAAUGUCACGAAAUAGAGACAAAUUAGGGAGAUUUGUAAAACAACAAAUUGAAAUUUUAGAAAACUCUCCUAAAUCGUCUUCUUCCACUCGUUCUCAUUCACCACCAUCACCCAUACUUCCUGCAUUUCCAAUGAUGGCUCAACAACAGGAAAUCCAACCAAGAACGCUACAGGAUUAUCUACAUCCUACGCGUACGGCCACACCUUCAUGCAUAAUGUAUCCCAUGAAUAUGCCCAACUUCGAUUUCAAACCUGGCAUGAUUCAACUUUUACCAACCUUUCAUGGUAUGGAAAAUGAGAGUCCAUAUGUGCAUAUUCAGGCCUUCGAAGAGGUGGUGGCCACAUUCAACAACCAAGCUGACAUCAUUAACUUGGUGAGAUUGAAGUUCUUUCCCUUCUCACUCAAGGACAAAGCCAAAAGCUGGUUGUAUUCCUUAAGGCCAAGGUCUAUUGGGACAUGGGAUGAGAUGACAAAAGUAUUUUUCUCUAAAUUUUUUCCACCCCAUAAGACCAGCAGCCUUAAGAGGCAAAUCUCUACCUUCACCCAAAAGGACCAUGAAACGUUUCAUCAGGUCUGGGAGAGGUUUAAAGAUUUGAUGGGCCAGUGCCCACAUCAUGGAUACGAAAGUUGGCGUCUUGUCAGCUAUUUCUACGACGGUCUCACAGCCGACAAAAGACAAUUCGUACAAAUGAUGUGCAAUGGCGACUUCCUACAGAAAGAUCCCGAAGAAGCUUUGGAAUAUCUUGAAGAAAUUUCUGAAAAAUCAUACACAUGGAGUGCGCCAAGUCCUACAGACAAGCCACGAACAGCCGGAGUCUACCAAUUGAAGGAGGAGGACAGUGUGAAAGCUCAACUUGAAGCUUUGAAAAAACAAUUUGAGGCUUUCAAAACUCAAGAAGGUAAAGCACUCCAGAUCGCUGCAAAAGUGGAAAAGCAAGAACCAUGCUUCAUUUGUGGAGGGACUGAUCAUCAACCCCAAGAGUGCCCUAGUCUUAGUAUGUUAAGGGGAGGAGAUGAGGAACAGUGUAAUGCCUUAGGGGAUUACAAGAAGCCUUAUAAUGCCUACUCUAACACAUACAAUCCUGGUUGGCGUAACCAUCCCAAUUUCAGUUGGAAGGAUACAAGUCAAAAUCAAGCAUCUGGGAGCCAAUGGAGGCCUGAUCAACAAAAGAAUUUUCUUGAGAGUUCCAUGAAAAUUCUCGCAGAAUCCCAACUAGAGUUCAGGACUUAUUUCACUCAGGUGAUAGAGGAAUUGAAGGACAUAAAGAUUCAAAUAACAAAGUUAAAUGAUUCUUCAGUCAUUCAAGAGCGUGGUAAGCUUCCCGCUCAGCCUCUAAUCACUCCCAAAGGGCAACAUAUGGCACAAACUUCUGCUCCUUCAGAGUCUAAUCUCAAAGGGGUUAAUGCUAUUACUACCCGAAGUGGUCAAAGUACGGUAUCACCAUUACCUAAGACCACUAGUGUACCAAUGCCCGCUCCAGAUGCUGAUGUGCCACAGAACCUUCCAGUAAAGGUGCCCUUUCCUCAGGCUUUGAAAUCCACUGGAAAGGUACUGGAAAGUCAUAGCGAGAUCCUUGACUUUUUGACACAAGUUAAGGUUAACCUACCAUUACUUCAUGUAAUCAAGCAAGUACCGGCUUAUGCCAAAGUUAUCAAGGAUCUAUGCACUAUCAAAAGGAAGCACCAUGUCAAGAAAACUGCAUUCUUGGCAGAACAAGCUAGUGCGGUGAUCGACUGCAAGACACCGCUUAAAUACAAAGAUCCUGGUUGUCCCACCAUUUCAUGUCAAAUAGGGGAACAGGAAUUUGGCCAAGCCCUCCUGGACUUAGGUGCAAGUGUAAAUCUCAUGCCUUAUUCCAUAUACUUGCAACUAGGCCUAGGAGAACUUAAGCCCACAUCUGUGGUGCUACAAUUGGCCGAUCGAUCAGUUAAGAAACCUCGGGGAAUAGUUGAAGAUGUCUUGAUUCAAAUUGAUAAAUUCUAUUAUCCUGUGGAUUUUCUCAUCUUGGACACUCAAUCUGAAGUCAACUUAGAGUCCAAAAUUCCCAUCAUUCUCGGACGACCAUUCCUCGCAACAGCAAAUGCACUCAUCAAUUGUAGGAAUGGUCUUAUGAAAAUCUCUUUUGGGAACAUGACUCUAGAGGUGAAUGUUUUCAACAUUGGUAAACAACCACCUGAUAACGAUGAGUGUUUCCAAUCAUUUCUGAUCGAUACACUUAUUUCAGAAGAGGUAGAAGCACAAUACACUUCCACUCAUCUCAAUGACCUCUUUGAAAUUUCUGAGAUUUCUGAGUCGGGUAAUACUGAAAUCAACCCUGAAAUCAUCAAUCAAUUACCGACCAAAAGAACCAUGUUUUGGAAUCCAAUCUUCGAGGGACUUCCUCAAGAUAGGGAAACACCAAAACCAUCCACUGUACAAGCUCCUCAACCAAACUUGGCUCAACUUCCUAAGGAACUUAAGCAUGUCUUCUUGGGAGCAAACAACACUUUCCCUGUCAUCAUAUCCUCCACCCUUAAUGCAACUCAAGAGCAACAACUUAUCAACGUGCUCACAGAGCAAAGAGGAGCAAUUGGUUGGACGUUAGCUGACAUUAAAGGGAUUAGUCCUUUGAUUUGCUCCCAUCACAUUAAAUUGGAAGAUGGGGCCAUACCACGACGUGAUCCUCAAAGGAGAUUAAACCCACCAAUGAAGGAAGUGGUAAAGACAGAAAUCUUGAAGCUUCUGGAUUACGGGAUACUUUAUCCUGUUGCCGACAAGAAUCGGGUUAGCCCAACUCAGGUUGUUCCCAAGAAAUCGGGAGUAACAGUGGUACCAAAUGAUAAGGGAGAACUCAUCCCUACCAAGGUCACAACAGGUUGGCGCAUGUGCAUUGAUUAUAGAAAAUUAAAUGCCGCCACCUGUAAAGACCAUUUCCCACUUCCAUUCAUCGAUCAAAUCUUGGAACGUGUGGCAGGUCAUCCUUUCUACAGCUUUCUCGAUGGUUAUUCGGGGUACUACCAAAUCGAAAUUGCUUUAGAAGAUCAGGAAAAGACCACAUUCACUUGUCCUUUUGGUACCUAUGCCUUUCGGCGUAUGCCAUUUGGCCUGUGUAAUGCCCCAGCCACCUUCCAGCGCUGCAUGAUGAGUAUCUUUAGUGAUAUGAUCGAGAAUUGUAUGGAAGUAUAUAUGGAUGAUUUGACAGUCUUUGGUGAUUCAUUUGAAUCAAGCCUUCUCAAUUUGGAAGCUGUGCUUAAACGAUGCAAAGAGAAAGGCUUGGUACUCAACUGGGAGAAGUGUCAUUUCAUGGUGCCAUCUGGCAUAGUCUUGGGGCAUAUUGUUUCACAACAAGGAAUUGAGGUUGAUCAAUCCAAGAUUGAACUCAUAUCAAAGCUGCCCGCCCCCAAGACUGUUAAGGAUGUUCGAUCCUUUCUUGGGCAUCUUUGGAUUCUAUAG